Messenger RNA from Caenorhabditis elegans, 3118 nucleotides. It is a transcript of the gene tres-1, whose product is annotated as Treslin STD domain-containing protein. NCBI's taxonomy places the organism in Eukaryota, Metazoa, Nematoda, Chromadorea, Rhabditida, Rhabditidae. Gene Ontology annotation, cellular component: nucleus. Gene Ontology annotation, biological process: DNA replication; mitotic DNA replication checkpoint signaling; response to ionizing radiation. The transcript has 15 exons. The record is from RefSeq and is marked reviewed. The coding region runs from base 50 to 2671 and encodes 873 amino acids.
UUUUGCAGAUUAAUAACGGAUGUCCAUACUAAAGAAUUAACAAUAUAAAAUGAAAGAACAUCAAAAGCUGGAACAUCCAGCUCAGGUGAAAACCAAAAGUUUUGAGGAUGCUGCGUUUGAAAUGCUUUCGACGGUCAGUCCAAUCAAAUUGCCACGCGACGAGAUUCCAUUCGAUUCUGUCAGAGAAAUAGUUCUUGGAGAGAUCAUCAAAAGCAAGCAACGAAACUCGAGAUCAUCAGCAAAUGACAGAAGAAACAUGGACGAUUUGCUCGACGAGGCGCCCAGCUCAUCGAGCUCUUCAAGCCACGUUGGAGAGUCAUCUUCAUCGAAUUUGGACAGAGGAACAAUGACUGAUGAAGGAUGUACAGAUAUUGGAGGAGCACCAAGACCAAUUGCUGCCAGGCUUUAUGGAGAUUGCACGCGUUCUUCGUCGACUUCAACAUCUUCUGCAGCAGGUCCAUCUUGCUCAUCUGAUGUCGCUACCGUUGAGAAUAGCAAGAAAAAACCAUUAAACUAUCGGGAGAAACGACUCGCCGAAAUUCGUGCAGCCCGUCUCAAAAAAUACAGAGAAAAUGCGGAAAUCGUCGAAUUUAAGUGUGAAGAGAAUUGUCUGGCGGAGGUUUUCACCAAAUAUUACCUGGAACUUUUGGACGAUGAAGCAGGCCCCGCAAACUUGUAUUAUCGAGUCGUGGAAUCUCUGGAUGUAUAUUUUCGUGUCAAGACCUGGGAGAGCAAUUGUCCAAAGCUACUGUGUGAAUUUCUCUGUGAUCAUAUUCUUAAAACAUGUCAACAACUGAAUGAAUUACACGAAUCCAAAAAUAUGACAGACGAAUGGAGAGCAAGAGAGUGUCAGAUUCAGGUGCUCCUAACGCUUCAUGUUUACGUGGUUACUGAUGAACGUCGUUGGCUGGAUGAAGCGAUCAAUAAGCUGAGAAUGAUCUAUAUUUCAGUUGGAGCAGAGAGAUUGAGAACUUUUGUUGAGGAACCUGUUACUGAUAUUUAUCUCGAAUUGAUUGGCGAUGGUCUCGCAACGAUUUACGACGAGCUUUGCAUAAAUCUCCCGGCAGAUCUUAUCCAAUACGAUACGGGGCUCUUUAAAAUGACUGAAACUGAUGACUCUCUUGUUGUUAAACGUCGAAAUGGAGCUGCAAAUCGAUUGGAACAAAUGUUAAAUGAGACAUCGGCUGAUUUAGGAGUUGGCGGAGUUGAGAGAGCAAGAAGAACUUCAACAGAGGCCGCUGCUCCACAGAGAAGAAGUUUAAAAAGACGAAAUAUUGAAGAUGUUCCAAAAGAACUGCUCUCCCCGGCACGGACAACACGAACAAGUCGAUCUGACUACAAGCAUUUUUUUGUCGAGGACACUCCAGAUGAGAAAUAUCAGAAGAAAACGACGAAAGUGGAAGAAAUAGAAAUGAAUGAAGAAGAAGACGGUGAAAUUGGUGCUGAGAGUACAUCGAAACGAAAGACUGUAACUAUAAAAGAAGAAAUUGAUGAAGAAGUCAAACAGACACCAAUGGCAAAGCUGAGAGCAUCAGCGAAGCUUAAUGGAAAGAGAUGCUCCAAACGUCUAUCAGAUCUCGUUAAGCUCAGCGAAGAACGUACUCAGGUCACGAAGAAAGCUCGCGAGAACUUGAACAAACUUCUCGAGAAAGCGAACACUCCGAUCCGUUCAGUGACUCGUCCAAUUCGUAAAAGUGUGCUUUUUGGGUCAGCGGGAUCCAUGUCAUCAUCGCCUGCAACUACAAAGUGUGCACGUGGUACAUCAUCUCGCACUUCACUUUUGAAUAAAUUCUCCGAAAUGGAAGAAAAGAAGAAAUCACCAUUAGCAGUGGAUACAUCAGAUGGACAUAUUAUUCAUACACCAUCAUCUGCUUCUGAAUCAACGACACCUGUUCUCAGAGAUCGAGCAACUCGACGUAGAACAACACGAUUUAAUGAUAAAAAUUAUCAGCCGAAUGUGUUGAAACAAGAAAUGCAUGAUCCGGAAUUCGAUGCAAUGGAAUCAUCAAUGGCUUCACCGUCAAAACGAACAACUAAAAACUCUUCAACCGCCGCUUCUGCAUCAACAACUCCCGUUUCAAAAUGGACUGAUCGUCAAUUAAAACGACAAUUGGGUUUGACGCGUGAAGACCUCAAUAGAUAUCGCGAAGCGAUGCUGACGACGGGUGAGAGAAAUCGAAAUAAAAAUGUAAAAAUAAAUUGGGAAAGUGCUCAAGUGAAUCGAGCUGGACGUGUGAAAGGAGCCGGCGCCAGCGAAGAUGGGACACCGAUUUUUGGAAUUGCGAGGAGAAAUGUGCGGACAAUGAUUUGCCACGUUUUGUUGAAUGACACGAAUCCAGACACGAGCUUUGAUUGGAAUAAGGUUAAAUUCGACGAUUUCUGUGGGAAACCUCGAACCCGGCAAUUCCAAUCUCUAAUCCAAAAACCAGAAGCCUAUAUGGAAUCUCUUAAACAAAAAUACAUUGAAUCAAGAGUUUCAUCAGCGAAAAGAAUGCGAUCAAAUGAUGGUGCUUCUACAUCUUCAAGACCUGCAAAGCGUCGGCGGAGUAAUGCUUCAUCUCCCAAAAAACAAACGGCUUCAUCUUCUGCUUCAUCCACAAAAAGCUUGAAAUCGCCGGUGAAACUCGAAGCUUUUGAUGAUUUUGGUUUCGAAUCCGAAGCUGAUGAUUAGCUUUCUUCUUCCUCAUGUUCUCGAUAAACUUAAUUAGAAAUUUUUCCAGAAUUUAAUGUUUAAAUAGAUUGAUUCAGAUCACUUUCACGCAAAUUUCUGAAAAAAAAACACCGUAAAUUUUCUAAUUAUGUUUAUUGGUUUUUCGAGUACUUUCCCUCCUUUCUCCAUUUGUCUGCAAAAUUUCAUCUGUUACCAUGUUCUCCUGUUUUUAUUCAAAUCUUUAUAAUUGUUUUUUUUUCAAAUUUUUCUCUCAAUUACCAAUGAUCUUUCCUUUUUUCUUUAAUGCCAAUUGCAUAUUUAUAUUUUAAUUUAUUUCUGUUUUAACCGAGAUAUCUAAAUUCUUACCUCCUAUUCCACUUUCUUUCAAAAAAUUACAUUCAAAAAAUCGUCUGAAUCUCCAAAAUUCAAUAUCUUAUCAACGAAUAAAAUUUUUAUCUUUGCUCAAAA